AUGGGCACAAUCUCUAUAAGAAAGUUCAUCCGCUGGCUCCCCGACGAACCCAGCGAACCAACAACAACCCUCGUAAUCACAAGCCCACGACUUAAACGCUUCGUCGAUCUACGGAUUCUAUUGCCAGACAAUGGCUCGACUGACCAAAAUGGUGCAGAACGAUCGAUCUUGUACUUCCAGGACUGGGCUAUAGCAGGUACAACAGUGUCAACCCAGAAACCAGACCCUUCAGGUGCUUUGACUUCUCAUUCAACCUUUAUCCAAUGGAUAUCCUCACGUGAACUGGGAAACGACGCGGGCUUCAUGUAUCCGCAACCCGGCGAGGACCUCACUCUUGAAAAAGGCAGCAUGGUAAAUCCGGACACGGGCAUUGACACAGCGUAUGAAGAACUCUGGCACGAUGCUACGCCAACUGCUGUGCCAGGAGAACCAGACGUCAGAGCGUUGGUUCUGCAGACUGAGGAUGAAGAGAAGGGUGUGAGAGGGUGCGUUGUAAGGCUGGGAAGGUAUGCGCAGGGACUGAUCAGGGUUGGUGAGGAGAUUGCGUUGGAGAGGUGGGAGUGGACGGAAGGUGGAUGGAAGAGAACCGUUAGGAUGGGCGACGAGGAAUUACCUAUUGAGAAGAUCUUGGGUGAGGAGACGUUGGAUGAGGAUGAUAGUGUUGAUGUUAGUGGAAGAACAUGGAAGGUUAUUGAAGCGAGUGGCAAGACCACUUCAAAGUAA
Messenger RNA from Fusarium graminearum PH-1, 723 nucleotides. RefSeq lists its product as uncharacterized. The record is from RefSeq and is a predicted model, not a curated record. The coding region runs from base 1 to 723 and encodes 240 amino acids. The transcript has 2 exons. Lineage: Eukaryota; Fungi; Ascomycota; Sordariomycetes; Hypocreales; Nectriaceae.